UUUUAGGUGGUGUAGUGAGGGUGACACUCAUCCCAUGGAAUCGGCAACAUGGAGUAACCCUCUCCCCCUUUCCACACUCACUUCCCCUUCCCAUUUACGCCACCCCUCGCCCUACAAAUUUUCCACUCUCCACGCUUUCCCACUCUCUUCCCUUUCUUCUUCUUUUUCUUUCCACCCUUUUCUCCUUCACCUCACACCCUCCCUUUCCCCUUUCUCUCCAAAACCCAUUUCUUUCAACCCUCUUCGCCCUCUCCCUCGCACCAUGCACGCCACGCGCAUCCAAGACGCCGUUGGAGGGGCACUGGCCCUCGUCCAAUCGUCUCCCGCCACGUGGCAGUCUGCGCUUCUCAGCAACGCGCUUAUAUUCCUCUUGGGGUCUCCGAUUUUGGUCUCUGGUUUGUCUCUCUCCGGGAUCGGUGCUGCGUUUCUGCUUGGGACGCUCACUUGGCGCGCUUUUGGGCCCUCUGGGUUCUUCCUCGUUGCCACCUACUUUGUUAUUGGUACAGCUGCUACAAAGGUCAAAAUGGCACAGAAAGUGGCUCAGGGGGUUGCUGAGAAAAGAAGAGGAAGAAGGGGUCCGGGCAGUGUUAUUGGAUCCAGUGCUGCUGGUUGCAUUUGUGCUUUCCUCACAAUUUUUGGUGUUGGGGGAGAGGCAUUUUCUCGGCUAUGGAGACUUGGGUUUGUUGCCAGUUUCUGUACCAAGUUGAGUGACACUGUCUCAAGUGAGAUCGGGAAGGCAUAUGGAAAAACAACGUACCUAGUUACAACUUUCAAGAUAGUCCCAAGAGGCACAGAAGGGGCUGUUAGUGUUGAAGGAACAUUGGCAGGAAUUUUAGCAUCCAUAGUUCUUGCAUUUGUCAGUUUUCUCAUGGGUGAGGUUGGUUCACAUGAAGCAAUUAUAUGUGUACUAGCUGCUCAGAUUGCUAAUCUUGGCGAGAGCAUAAUUGGUGCUGCACUUCAAGAGAAGGAAGGAUUUAAAUGGCUUAACAAUGAUGCAGUCAAUGUCAUCAACAUAUCAAUGGGCAGUAUCAUAGCAAUCUUCAUGCAGCAAGCACUCCAGAUCUGUGGUUCCUAAACUUGAUGCCAAGGUUUUCACGGAGCUCAAUCAUAUUAACGUAGUGACCAUCUUCAUAAGUGCUUAUCUAGAACACGGGUUUGAGCAAUGGAGCAGUGCAGAUAAAAUGAUUAUUCAUUUAUUUGUCCUUGAAAACCGACUCAGAUGUUUAUACUUAUUUAAACAUGGAUAGAAACCCAUUCUUCUGAUCGUACUCAAAGCAUGUUGGUAGUUACAGAAAUUAAUAGAAGUGGCAAUGGAAACCACAAAACUCAGUAAGCUGUAACCAUGAUUCAAGUGUCUUGUAUGGGAAGCAGUGGUUCUUUCAAAAUGUAGAUGUGAACUUCCCUUUCCUUGAUCCAACUUACUUUUAAGAAAUAGAACAGUUUCUCCUAAGCAUUUCUGUCUAUCAUUUUAUCCCUUUUAUUUUCUGGCUGUUGUGCACUAACAGAAGAGCAUCUGAAAUGCAGUCUUUGAAAGAAUUGUUGAAAAGUUUAGUUACACUUCCAUUAUUGUAUAGUUAAUAUUCGAUAUUGA
Molecule: messenger RNA, 1591 nt
Organism: Glycine soja
Lineage: Eukaryota; Viridiplantae; Streptophyta; Magnoliopsida; Fabales; Fabaceae
Product: protein VTE6, chloroplastic-like
Exons: 5
Coding region: 35-1075 (346 amino acids)
Cellular component (GO): chloroplast inner membrane
Source: RefSeq, a predicted model, not a curated record